AUGACUGUUAAUACAACUGUAUUUGAAUUAACAAUGAUAGGUUUUUCUAAGGUGGGCCAUUUUUGGCCUUUGUUCUUCUUUUUCUUGUUAAUGAUUUAUUUUCUUACCAUUUCUGGAAAUGUGUCCAUAUCAAUAUUAAUUCUGGCUGAUAGACAUCUCCACACACCAAUGUAUCUGUUCAUCUCUAUGUUGUCCUUCCUUGAAAUAUUUUACACCACUGUCACCAUUCCUUUUAUGCUAACGUGCCUGUGGAGGGGCCAGGUACAAAUCCUGUUCAAUCAUUGUGUGCUACAAAUGUACCUUUUGCACUCGUUGGGCAUUACACAGAACUAUUUGCUGAAUGUCAUGGCUUAUGAUCGUAUGGUAGCUAUCUGCAACCCACUUCGGUAUCACACCAUAAUGACUCCUAAGCGUUGCACAAUUUUGCUUUCCAGUUGUUGUCUUCUUGGGUUCACAAGUCCUAUCGUCCAUCUUCUAUCAGUCUUACAGUUGCCCUUCUGUGGUCCUAACACAAUCAACCAUGUAUUUUGUGAUUUAGCUCCGCUUUUGAAGAUGGCUUGUACAGAUAUUCAUUUCACCUUCAUCCUGAACUUCUUGAUUAGUCUCUGUAUUAUAAGUUCCACCUUUUUCUUUAUUAUUGUCACAUACAUAAAGAUAAUAUUCACUAUUCUGAGGAUGAGCUCGACGGAUGGACGUCAGAAGGCCUUUUCUACAUGUGCUUCUCAUCUUACCAUGGUUCUUCUCUUCUAUGGCAGUCUAGCUUUUAUUUAUAUCAGGCCCAAAGUAGAAUAUACCCAAGAGUAUGAUAAAUUAGUGGCAAUAAAUUAUUCUGUGAUCAUCCCGUUCUUGAACCCCAUAAUCUACAGUUUCCGAAACAAAGAAAUUAAACGCACCUUUAAAAAGCUUCUGAAAAGAUUUAAUACGAUAUUUAUGCCUCCAAUAAAACUGCUAUAA
Molecule: messenger RNA, 954 nt
Organism: Bufo bufo (common toad)
Lineage: Eukaryota; Metazoa; Chordata; Amphibia; Anura; Bufonidae
Product: olfactory receptor 6N1-like
Exons: 1
Coding region: 1-954 (317 amino acids)
Biological process (GO): G protein-coupled receptor signaling pathway
Cellular component (GO): membrane
Molecular function (GO): olfactory receptor activity; G protein-coupled receptor activity
Source: RefSeq, a predicted model, not a curated record